Molecule: messenger RNA, 1868 nt
Organism: Spinacia oleracea (spinach)
Lineage: Eukaryota; Viridiplantae; Streptophyta; Magnoliopsida; Caryophyllales; Amaranthaceae
Product: F-box protein CPR1
Exons: 4
Coding region: 214-1395 (393 amino acids)
Molecular function (GO): protein binding
Source: RefSeq, a predicted model, not a curated record
GACUUGAAGAGGAUUGACGAACUUGUCUUAAAACAUAAAGAAAGAAAAAAAAACAGAGAAAGAAAGAAAGAGUGAAGCAACCGUUAUUCUCAGACUUUUAUCAAACUGCCUCUUCCUGCAUCGUUGAACUAUCUCUCUCAGAUCGCUACACAGAUUUCUGAAUAACAACAUAUUAUGUAAAUUGUAUGUAAAUAAUAAUCAUUUUGAACAAAUAUGACUGAAUUGAUGGACCUUCACGUUGAUUUGAUGAUCAAUAUAUUCUUAAGAUUAGAUGCGAAACCCUUGUUGCAAUUCAAGAGUGUAUGCAAAUCAUGGUACUAUCUAAUCAGCUCCCCUAAUUUUGCCGAACUUCAUCUUGAUCAAACCCUAGCUCAAUCGAAUCCGAACGUCCGCUUUGUUUUCUCUGCUCCCCAUCUCUCUUCCGCUGAAUUCGACACUUUUGAUCGAGUGAAAGAGCUGGACAACCCCUUUCGGGAUCAGGGUUUCGCCCAUGUGGUGGGUUCUUGCCAUGGGUUGCUCUGCCUCUGUAAUUAUGAUCUGCACCUUACUAUCCUCUUGUACAAUCCCACAACUCAAACUUACAGAAAACUGCCAUUUUUGUCUAAACCCUCGAGCUUAUCUCAUCGCUACUCCUUUGGGUUUGGAUAUGAGAAAGAGUCGAAAGACUAUAAGUUUGUUAGGAUUCUCCAAUCCAAUGAGGGAACAGGUCCAUUCAAGAGCCAAGUCAUGGUUUACAGUUUGAAAACAGAUUCAUGGGUGAGGGCUCCUGAUGUUCCUUCCCCAUUUUUUUCCUACCGUGAAGAUGGUGUUCUUGUUAAUGGAACUUUGCAUUGGGUACAUGAAUUUGUUCAUAAGGAUGAAAAGCGUUAUUCGAUUCUUGGGUUUGGUCUUGGUAACAAUAGCUUUAAUGAGGUGCCUCAGCCUAAGUUUGAGGAACAGUUUAUCAACUUGCGUGUAGGGGUGCUUGAUCGGUGUUUAUGUCUUACGGUGAAUGACUUGGAUUACUCGGAUAUAUGGGUAUUGAAGGAGUAUGGUGUGGUUGAAUCCUGGACUAGGCUGUACAAAGUUAAGCAAUCACAACAGCUUAUGUUUCUUGAGUGGCCAAUUGCCUAUUCAUUGGAUCGACAGAAGCUGUUUCUACAGCUCAAUACUUGGAGGGUUGUUUCACUUGACUUGCAAACUAUGGUGGUGAAGGAUGUUAAGGUCUGCGAUUUCCCUAGAUGUUUUGACACUCAAGUUUGUAUAGAGAACCUCAUUAUGUUGAAGAAUUCUGGAAGUGAAGCUCUAGACCAACAACAGGAAAAGAAGAAGAGGAGGCGGCGAAGGAGGAGACAUAUGCAUCAAAGAAGAAACAUUAGUGUUGAUGAAAAUUUGCAUGAGAAUGUGGAGAGCUGAUGCCUUAAAUGGGAGAAAGUACAAACAAGAAACCUAAAAAGGGCCAGAAUUCUUUCUGAAAGGUUGUUUCCUCUAUGUUGGUGGUGCUUUUUCAAAAAUAAAUAAAUAAAGAUCAUUGGCUUCUUAUCUGCAAUGUUGGCUUGUUGCUGACUGUGGCGUGGGCCGUGACCCGUGACCCGCGAACCGUGGGGUUAUUUUUUCGGCUUCAGAGAACAAUGAUGUAAGCAAGAGAUGGCUGAAAGCUUUCUCUCUUUCCCAGUUUAAUUCAAAAUAGUUUCUGCUGUAUACUUGUCAUUUUCAAAUUCGACCUGAUUUCCUGAAAGAAAAACCUGUAUAUACAUCUCUUGGAGAUUCUAUGUAAAAACAGAAAAAAGGUUAUGUGAUUAAUAUUAUGUCUUACAGACUUGAAAUUGUAUAUUCUCCAUGUUACAUCCUAGUUCCAUUUCUGAUAAUCUAAAGCGUGUCUUAUUUUA